AUGGCCAGUCAUGCAAUUAGCGCCCCGUCCAGGAAACUGGACGAGUUCGAGGAGCUCGUCUACGGACAUACGGGCCGAAUGGGCAUAAACGAGGAACACUGGGACGUCGAUGCCCGCGGUUGUAACCUCCGCUUUGAAUCCGCAACCCGCGGUCCUCCGGCCAAAGUCUCGUUCCUUAUAACGGUCACUCCUGCGCUGAGCAAUUCCUUCGGGAACCUCCACGGAGGCUGCGCUGCGACUUUGAUCGAUGUCCUGUCUACCACUAUCUUGCUGGGCGUCUCCAAGCCUGGUAACUUUAGUCUCGGUGGUGUCAGCCGCAAUCUCAAAUUGACGUAUCUGCGCCCUGUGCCUACGGGUAUUGAGGCGCGUGUUGUCUGCGAAGUUAUCCAUGUUGGCAAGCGAUUGGCAUUGCUUCGGGCUGAGAUCCAGAAGGCUGAGACUGGGGAUGUUUGUGUCGUUGGGGAGCAUGAGAAAGCCAAUACAGACCCCGAGGUGACGCAGCGGAUUUGA
Molecule: messenger RNA, 510 nt
Organism: Penicillium paradoxum
Lineage: Eukaryota; Fungi; Ascomycota; Eurotiomycetes; Eurotiales; Aspergillaceae
Product: PaaI family thioesterase
Exons: 2
Coding region: 1-510 (169 amino acids)
Molecular function (GO): fatty acyl-CoA hydrolase activity
Source: RefSeq, a predicted model, not a curated record